GACACACACACACACACACACACACACACACACACACACAGAGAGACGGAGCCACGCGGACACCCAGAGCGACGGACAGACAGACAGACAGCCUGAUCUAAAGAGUCUAACGGAUCCAAAGGAUCUAACGGAUCUAACGGAUUUAACAGAUCUAACGGAUCUAACGGGUCUAACGGAUCUAACGGGAGGUAUCUGAGUCGUUAUCCGCGGCCUGUCUGCGGCUGUUAUUGGAGCGGCUGAGGGUAGGUGGAGGCUGGAGCGGACCGUGUGUGUCCCCCGGUGUGGUCCCCGGUGUGGUCCUUUGUCUCGAGCAGCCCUGCCGGUGUGUGCGGGAGAUGGUGGACGCGGCAGAGUGCGGGGUUUGCGGGGUGAAGGUGAUGUGUCGCUUCCGGCCGCUGAACGACGCGGAGCGGGGCCGCGGAGACAAAGACAUCCCCAAAUUUAACGGCGAGGACACGGUGGUGGUGGCGGGGAAGCCGUAUGUGUUCGACCAAGUCCUCCCUCCCAACACUGAACAGGUUCAGGUGUAUGACACCUGCGCCAGACAGAUUGUCAAAGAUGUGUUGGGGGGGUACAACGGGACAAUCUUUGCUUACGGUCAGACGUCUUCAGGAAAGACUCACACCAUGGAGGGGAAUCUGCAUGACCCCCGUCUGAUGGGAAUCAUCCCUCGGAUCUCCAGAGAUAUCUUCGACCACAUCUACUCCAUGGACGAGAACCUCGAGUUUCACAUCAAGGUCUCAUAUUUUGAAAUCUAUCUGGAUAAGAUCAGAGACCUCCUGGAUGUGUCAAAGACAAACCUUGCGGUCCACGAAGACAAAAACAGAGUUCCUUUUGUCAAGGGUUGCACGGAGCGUUUUGUUUCCAGUCCUGAUGAGGUGAUGGACGUCAUUGACGAGGGAAAAGCAAACCGCCACGUCGCCGUCACCAACAUGAAUGAGCACAGCUCUCGCAGCCACAGCAUUUUCCUGAUCAACAUCAAGCAGGAGAACGUGGAGACGGAGCUCAAACUGUCGGGGAAGCUUUACCUGGUCGACCUGGCCGGCAGCGAGAAGGUGAGUAAAACAGGAGCAGAAGGCUCCGUGUUGGACGAAGCCAAGAACAUCAACAAGUCUCUUUCUGCUCUGGGGAACGUCAUUGCUGCUCUGAGUGAAGGAACGAAAACCCAUGUCCCGUACCGAGACAGUAAGAUGACUCGAAUCCUGCAGGACUCUCUGGGAGGAAACUGUCGAACCACCAUCAUCAUCUGCUGCUCUCCUUCAGUUUACAACGAGGCUGAAACCAAGUCCACGCUCAUGUUCGGACAGAGAGCUAAAACCAUAAAGAACACUGUGUCUGUUAACCUGGAGCUGACGGCUGAGGAGUGGAAGAAGAAGUACGAGAAGGAGAAAGAUAAGAGCAGGAGUCUAAAUAUCGUGAUCCAGAAACUUGAGAACGAGCUUAAACGCUGGAGGAAAGGUGAGUGUGUACCUGUGGAGGAGCAGCUGAGCAGCAGAAACAAGAAGAGCAGCAGCAGUGAGACGGCAGCAGUGAUCGACAGCUCAGCCCCGCCCCCUGUUCCUCUGUUGGAUGAAGAGAGGACGCAGUAUGAGACGCUCAUCACUGACCUGUACCACCAGCUGGACGACAAGGACGAUGAGAUCAACCAUCACAGUCAGACGGCCGAGAAACUCAAACAGCAGCUGAUAGACCAGGAGGAGGUGACUGCUGACGACCGCCAACAGGACUAUGAGCGUGUGCAGGAGGAGCUGUCGCGGCUACACAGGGACUGCGACUCGGCCAAAGAGGAGGUGAAGGAAGUGCUGCAGGCCCUGGAGGAGCUUGCCGUCAACUACGACCACAAGAGCCAGGAGGUGGAGACCAAGAACCGCUGCAACGAGCAGCUGAAUGAGGAGAUUGCACACAAAACUUUGCGUCUGGAGGCGGUUCAGAGGGAGUUUUCUACGCUGCAAGAAGUGAGUUCUCAUCAGAAGAAAAGGUCUGCAGAGAUCGUUAGUCUGCUGCUCAGAGACCUCAGUGACAUCGGCAGCAUCCUCAGCACCACCGAACUCAAAGCUAUGACCGAGACGAGCGGCGUUAUGGAGGAGGAGUUCACCACAGCUCGGCUCUACAUCAGUAAACUCAAGUCUGAGGUCAAAUCUCUGGUGAACCGUAGCAAACAGCUGGACAUCAACCUGACGGAGAACAUCUGCAGGAUGGAGGCCAAUGAGACAGAGCUCAACAGCUGCCAGCUGCUCGUCUCCCAGCUUCAGGCGAAGAUCUCGUCUCUGACAGACGACCUGCAGAAGUUGGAGCAGAAGAAGAGGAAGUUGGAGGAGAGUCAGGACGCUCUGAUGGAGGAGCUAGCCAAACUGCACGCUCAAGAUCAAAUGCAUGAGGUGACGGUCAUGGACAAAGAGAAAGAACACAUGAGCAGACUGAAGGACGCUGUUGAGAUGAAGAGAACACUGGAGGAACAGAUGGAGAACCACAGAGAAGUUCAUUCCAAACAGCUGAGUCGUCUCCGAGACGAGAUCGAGCACAAGCAGAGACAUGUCGACCAACUCAAAGAUGUGAAUCAAGCUCUGCAGGUCGAGAACAGGAAGCUUCAGUCCGACUUUGACAAACUGAAAGCUGAGGAUCAGAACAAAGACCAGAAACUCCAGAAACUAGUGUUUCUGAAUGAGAAGAGAGAACAAGCCAAAGAGGACCUGAAAGGUCUGGAGGAGACUGUGGCCAAAGAGCUGCAGACACUAAACCACCUUCGAAAAGUCUUCAUCCAGGACCUCGGCACUCGUGUCACGAAUAGUGCAGAAAACGACUGUGACGAGGCCGGCGGCAGUCUGGCUCAGAGACAGAGGAUCAUCUUUUUAGAAAAUAACCUAGAGCAGCUCAGCAAGGUCCACAAACAGCUGGUGCGGGAUAACGCUGACCUUCGCUGUGAGCUACCUAAGCUGGAGAAGCGUCUGCGGGCCACAGCAGAGCGAGUGAAAGCUCUGGAAGCCGCCUUGAGAGACGCCAAGGAGUCGGCCAUGAGGGACCGUAAAUGCUAUCAACAGGAAGUGGACCGCAUCAAAGAGGCUGUACGCUCCAAGAAUGUCUCCAGGAGAGGACACUCUGCUCAGAUAGCCAAGCCAAUCAGAGCAGGACAUCUGCGUCAUCAGAACCCGUCCUCCUCUCCGUCCAUCAGACCGGCUGUCCGAGGAGGGGGGUUGGCGUCCAGUCCACGCCACCACUCCCCCCGACAGAAACCACAACAACAACCGCAGCAAACUCCACAACAACAGCCCCAUCAGAGCCAAAGCAAGUAAGCUACAGGGUGCAGACAAUUCCAGGUCAUUUUCCUUUUCUGUGGAUCUUUGACUUUCUGAACUCUCCUGCUCUCACCACUCUGCUUUACUGGA
This is a messenger RNA of Etheostoma spectabile (orangethroat darter), 3383 nucleotides long. Its product is annotated as kinesin heavy chain. The transcript is spliced from 26 exons. The record is from RefSeq and is a predicted model, not a curated record. The coding region runs from base 336 to 3290 and encodes 984 amino acids. Gene Ontology annotation, molecular function: ATP binding; microtubule binding; microtubule motor activity. Lineage: Eukaryota; Metazoa; Chordata; Actinopteri; Perciformes; Percidae. Gene Ontology annotation, biological process: microtubule-based movement.